UCCCACUUCCCAGCUCUUUGUGGCGGCAAAAGAGAGCAGAAAUAGCAGCAGAAUCAGAAGCAGAAGUAGGAAGCUAAACUCUAACCUAAACCAGGAUAAUGCUAUCCUUGCCGCUUCCUAUUCCGACCAAGAACACUCUCAUUCCUGGCAAACCAAAACACUCGUGCUCUCGCAGAACCAGAACCCAAACACACCCCUUCUUUCCACUCCAUUCUCCUAAACCCCUCAAGCCCCUCGAACCAACCACCGUAGUAAAAGUAGCUCUCAGAGAACAUGUCCAAGAGGAGGAGGAGGAAAGAAGAGACCGGAGCGCACCUGCCGGAGUGUCGGCGGAGGGAGAGCCGCUCCCGGCGGAGCUCCAGGAUGAUCUGAUGCCGAAGCACGUGGCAGUGAUCAUGGACGGCAAUGGGAGGUGGGCCAGCCAGAAGAGCUUGCCGGCCUCAGCCGGCCACGAGGCUGGCUCGCGGUCGCUGCGGGAGCUCGUCGAGCUCUCUUGCCAUUGGGGGAUUAGGGUUCUCACCGUCUUCGCCUUUUCUUACGAUAAUUGGAUCCGGCCCAAGGUGGAGGUGGAUUUCUUGAUGACUUUAUUUGAAAGAGAGAUAAAGUCACAGCUGGAUAAUUUUUUAAGGGAAGGUAUUCGAAUAAGCGUGAUCGGUGAUUCGUCAAAGCUUCCGAAGUCUCUACAGAAAUUGAUAAGUGAUGCAGAGGAGACCACAAAAGCCAACUCUAGACUCCAACUCAUUGUGGCGGUUAGCUACAGUGGGAAAUACGACAUCAUACAAGCAUGCAGAAGUAUUGCUUCCAAAGUCAAAGAUGGUGCUCUUGAACUGGAAGACAUCAGUGAAAGCCUAAUUGAACAGGAAUUAGAAACCAACUGCACCGAGUUUCCCUACCCUGAUCUACUAAUACGAACCAGUGGUGAACAAAGAGUAAGCAACUUCUUAUUGUGGCAGUUAGCCUACACUGAAUUUUUCUUCGUACGAGAACUCUGGCCUGAUUUUGGGAAAGCUGAGUUUGUAGAGGCCUUAAUUUCAUAUCAGCAAAGACAGAGACGCUAUGGUGCACGUCUGUAGGCAAUUGCCAGGUACAGAUAUAUCUUAGCUUCCAUUAUGCAGAAAGCUUGUACCAUGAGAUGAAGUCCCCAUCAGAUUAUUUCAUGAUCCAGCAUCGAGUCAGAGAUUCAAAAAUGGCUAGCUCAACAGGCACCUAAUUAACAUCAAGGUGCUGGAUGUACAUAUAAUAAACAAACAUCAUAUAUCACCAUAUAUUUGGAAUGAUAUAUCUCUAUUUACCAAA
Messenger RNA from Alnus glutinosa, 1296 nucleotides. Its product is annotated as dehydrodolichyl diphosphate synthase 2. Lineage: Eukaryota; Viridiplantae; Streptophyta; Magnoliopsida; Fagales; Betulaceae. Gene Ontology annotation, cellular component: chloroplast stroma. The transcript is spliced from 3 exons. Gene Ontology annotation, biological process: plastid membrane organization; polyprenol biosynthetic process; response to cold. Bases 99 to 1073 code for a protein of 324 amino acids. The record is from RefSeq and is a predicted model, not a curated record.